Messenger RNA from Naumovozyma castellii, 816 nucleotides. RefSeq names its product SUMO ligase MMS21 (gene MMS21). The record is from RefSeq and is a predicted model, not a curated record. Lineage: Eukaryota; Fungi; Ascomycota; Saccharomycetes; Saccharomycetales; Saccharomycetaceae. The transcript has a single exon. The coding region runs from base 1 to 816 and encodes 271 amino acids.
AUGUCUGGAGCUAGAACCGCACCUGAGUUUCUUCCUUUACAUCCACAAUCAAAUAGACAGUUUCAUGAACUGCAUGCCGCAGACCUAAGUGCUGACCUGCAACGUUGCGACAAAGAAUUCAAUGAGUCUCUGGAACAAAUAAUUGACUGUGCGGACCCGAAUACGAAUGACCUGGUCCAAACCUUGAGUAAGACAUACGAGCGUAUGAAUCAAGAACGUUUGGCAAAUGCAAAAUUAAUUAAGAAGAUCGAUAUUUUGAAGAAGGAUUAUAAAUUAGAAUCAGACAAAUGUGAACCAAUAAGUUUGGAGAAUUGGGAUUCAUAUUGUAAUGGUGAGCGUCGUGCGCCAAGUUUAGUGGAUAUGUUUACUAAGAUGAAGGAACCCAGAGCCACGCUGCCGCAGGAAGGAAACACAUCUACUAUCAAAUUAUUCAAGAUAUUCCCAUAUCUUUGGGAGGAUCCAACUUGUGUGCUCCCUGAUUUGACUAAGAGUGGUAAUGAGAAGAGAUCCAACCCUGAUGACGAUGAUGAAUUACAAAUCGAAGGUGGUACCAUCGAAUUAGUUUGUCCAAUUACAUGUAAACCAUAUGAAAAUCCAUUAAUUUCAACCAAGUGUGGACACGUAUUUGAUAAAGAAGGUAUUGUAAAUUAUUUAAGAGGACAUAGUUCUAGAGAUUGUCCUCAGGGUGCAUGUGGUAAGAUUGUCACUUUAAGGGAUUUUGUACCAGAUAAAGUUAUGGCUCUUAGAUGCAAGAUCGCAAAAAUCCAUAAACAACGUGAAAUCCAUAAUAAGGAAGAAAAUUUGGAUACUUUGUAG